AUGUUUAGCCGACUUGUCCGGCCGGGCGCUUUGCGCGCGGCUUCUAUUCAGACACCUACCUCCGCUCUUGCACGCUUCCAGAUUCGUGGUAUCCAUCGCAUCCCUCAAUUGCAGCAUGACGCGCAGUACAAGCAGAAUGGUAUUUCGGAAUUCAUGUCGCCUGAGGCUUUUGACUUCUCCUGGACCCAAUACCAGUCCCUGCUCGUGGAUAAGCUCAACCUGUUGACACAAGACACUGCUGAUGCGGACGCCAAACCCGGAGAGCUGCUGGUCAAGUACUCCCGGCGCCCGGAGAUGGCCUCGGUCUUCAACUAUGCCUCAAUGGCUCACAACAACCACUUUUUCUUCAACUGCCUGUCUCCCGAAUCCACCACCAUCCCCGAAAAGUUCUCCCGGGACAUUGUCGACACCUGUUCCUCCGUCGAAUCCCUGAAGCUCGACUUCCUCGCUACCGCCAACUCCAUGUUCGGCCCUGGCUUUGUCUGGCUCGCCAAGAACCUCGAGCGUGAGGGUCUGAUGCAGAUCUUCUGUACCUACAACGCCGGCUCCCCCUACCCGGCCGCUCACUCCCGCCGCCAAGGCGUUGAUAUGGCCACUCACACACCCGAGACCGCCCUGGGAAACCAGUUCGCCGGCUCAAUGGGCGCCCAUUCCGCGAACUCGAAGCACUUGGCACCUGGUGCCAUUGACGUGCAGCCUAUUCUGUGUGUUAACACUUGGGAGCAUGUGUGGAUGAUGGACUACGGCAUCGCUGGCAAGGAAGAGUACCUUGAGCGCUGGUGGAACCGAAUCAACUGGGACGUCGUCUUCGACAACUACAAUGCCAUUGGCUCCGCGAAGAGCGCACGAACUGCCGCCCCCGGCACUCGGAGUCUGAGCGGUUAA
Penicillium angulare is the source of this 885-nucleotide messenger RNA. It is a transcript of the gene sod4, whose product is annotated as mitochondrial 37S ribosomal protein mS42. Gene Ontology annotation, molecular function: superoxide dismutase activity; metal ion binding. The transcript has 4 exons. Lineage: Eukaryota; Fungi; Ascomycota; Eurotiomycetes; Eurotiales; Aspergillaceae. The record is from RefSeq and is a predicted model, not a curated record. Gene Ontology annotation, biological process: superoxide metabolic process. Bases 1 to 885 code for a protein of 294 amino acids.